Messenger RNA from Colias croceus (clouded yellow), 1434 nucleotides. RefSeq names its product chromatin modification-related protein MEAF6 (gene Eaf6). The record is from RefSeq and is a predicted model, not a curated record. Gene Ontology annotation, cellular component: NuA4 histone acetyltransferase complex. Bases 159 to 971 code for a protein of 270 amino acids. NCBI's taxonomy places the organism in Eukaryota, Metazoa, Arthropoda, Insecta, Lepidoptera, Pieridae. The transcript has 4 exons.
AUGGCAGCACUGGAUUUGACAGUUUUGUGCAGCUUACACAUGUUCUGCGUUUAUUUGUUUGUUAUUCAACAUUAAUCCAUAGUUAUUGUACUUAUAAUAAUUCAAAUUCGUUAUUUGUGUUGUUUAUUAAAUUAAAAAGUUUUAGUUAAAGCAUCAAAAUGGUUGUCUCUCCACAAAGCCCCGCUAGUGAAACCCAAAGUGUAAAAUCUAAAAACCUCAAUAUGGCGACGAAACCAUCGCAAUCAGUCGCAGAUACAAGGGCAGAGUUAGCAGAGCUAGUAAAAAGAAAAGCAGAAGUGGCUGAGACACUAGCUAAUUUAGAAAGACAAAUUUAUGCUUUUGAAGGUUCAUAUCUAGAAGACACACAACUUUAUGGCAAUAUAAUUAGAGGUUGGGACAGAUAUCUCACAACUAAUAAAAGCACAAAUUCUAAAGCAGACAAAAGAAACAGAAAAUUCAAGGAAGCAGAAAGAUUGUUCUCAAAAUCCUCUAUAACUUCUAUGGCCGCCGUAAGUGGAUUGGUUGAUGCCGCUGAAACAAAAAAUGAGCGAAAUAGUGAGACUGAAUCCCAAACUAAUGAAGACUCGUCAGACACACAAAUAAGCACUGGCUUGAGUAUUGGAACUUUAAAUCACACAACCAUACAUGGUUCAACUGAAAGUCUAGCGUCAAAGCCUUCUGGAAAACAGCAAACCAAUGGAAGCAUUGAAAAAAGUAUGUCAUUAACAAAAACUCCUACUCCAAAAAUAGUAACAAGUGGUUUAUUACAAAAGUCCUUCACUGCGGAUUCUAAAAUGUUGUCUAGUAUGGGUUUGGACAGCAGGCCUGGCACGCCAAAAGACAAAGACGGAGGGAUGAGUCUUAUGAGCAAAGGAGAUUUAACACCUAAUGCAUUAAAACAUAAAUUAUCGAAUAGCAGUAGCAAUAGUAAUGUUAAGAAAAAUAGUAAUAAGAAAGCCAGAAAUCGAUAGAAUAUCUUUAUUCUUAACAAUUAUCUCUAACCAUUUAAUGAUCUCUAUGAAGUAAUUAUAUGAAAUACUUAAUGAAAAUAAAUGUUACAAUUUAUAAAUGAUUGUCUUUGGUAUUUUAAUUUAUAUUGAAUUGUCAGCUGCUUCUGCGGCUAUCGAUAGACCUCAUAAGUGACUGCUUAAAUCUUGACUCUGGAAGAGAAAAUAUACUUUAAGAUCCAUAAAUAACAUAAAAAGAUGUGUGGCACUCUGGGACUGCCGCGGUAAAGCUAUAUGCAUAGCAUGCCUUCAAGCCACACCUCUGUGCCUGUCAGAGUGGGGAGUGUGAGCUUUUUUUUCCUUAUGGAAUUUUUGGAUUCGGUCCCCGCGCUCAAGGCCCGUGAUAGAAGCUAUGCAAUAGCUUAACAGCAAAUUAGUAUGUAAUUAAGGUAUAAUAAUAAUUAGCCAAAUAAAUGUUCAAACAAUU